AUCAUUGCGGAAGGUCGCAAAGAAGAGAAAUAUCGUCCAAAAAAGCAUUUCUUUUGACUUUUUUGGCUGCUGAUGCUUGGCUGGUGGCUGCUACUUUUGUUCAAAAAACACAGAAACACAAAACCAUCGAGAACCGCUUACACAUUUGGCGUUUGAAAUUAAAGACAUUUCGGCGGUUUUUUAUCGUCAUACAUCGAUGUAUGCUCCUUCAUCAUAUGUUUUGACCAGUAAACGAAUUAAAUUCAAAUAUCGACAAGGAAUUUUUUGUGGUUUUAUCAAUUGCAUUGACAACAUAUAUAAAAGAAACACUUCAACGACUCUCAUCAUCGAACGAAUGUGAAACCACAUCACACCACAUUGGAUUGUUAGUAAAAAAAAAAGAAAAACGAAACGAAAAAGAUUUUCACAUUCUUCUUAUCGAAUAUGCGUGUUGUGUGAUAAAUUGUGAAUUUAAAUCAGUGCUAGUGUGGUACGUGACAUUAAUCGACAUCGUUUUAAACACAUAUAUUCAAGAGUUUGCGUUCUUUUUUUUGUCGUUGUUUUCAUUCGGAUAUUUUCAGUUUAUUUAAUAUUUGAAAACUAUUCACAGCGCAUGCGCACAGUGUUAUAUCAAACGGUUAAAGUCGGCUUUGAUUGAUUCUCCUGUUUAUUUUUAAUUUUGCACAGUGUAAUCAAAACGAUUGUUGAGCAUUUAAAAUUACACCAACAAUUCAUGGGGCAAUAACACACACACACACACAUUUCAAUGGACAAGCUUAUUUUAAAAUAAAUGGAAUGAGACACCUAGAAACUGCCCAUUUGAAGCAAAACAAAGAGGACAAAUAAAACUAGACUAGAACUUCUGAUUGCUAUUGAACAAAUUAAUUGGAACGUAAAACGAUCAAAUGGAUGUGCAAUCGAUGUAACGCCCGUUGCGGUAAUCAGAUAUAUUAAUGUUUGGAAAAAUGUAAAAAUUGAUUAAAAUUGAGCGUGAGAUAAAUACAACAAAAGAGAGCGAGAGAGAAAAAAAGCAACGAAUAGAAGAGGUAUAGAAUCGCUUUAGAAAAGAAAAGAAAAGAAAUAUUAUUAUUUAAAACAUAGUAGCCAAAUGAAGCAAAGAAAACAUCAACGUAACUUCUUCAAUGAUUUUUGAAUGAGAAAAAAUUCGCUUAUUACCAGUAACGUUUUAACUGCAUUUCGAGAAUUCACAUUGUUGACCGCCUUUUCUUUUCUUUUUCAUCUGAAUGAAACGCUUAGUUUCACCGAAUAAUGUGUUUAUUCGUUUCAACCGUAUUAUUUGCAUAGUUCACGCGCACCAGUAUAACUAACAAACGGAAGAGAGCGAAAAAAAAAUUAUUAUAAAAAAUUAUAACAGCAACAAGAAGAGAACAGAGAAAAAACCGCGCGUCCAAAAUUUAUUUGAGGAGAAUAAACCCGAAUAUCUAACUCAUCUUCACAUAUAGAUGUAAAAGCGGUAAUCUCAUCGAAAUCCAUAAAAUUUAUUCGUUGCUAAACAACAAAAUCACGAACUCACUCAUUUUGCUCAAACAUACACAUUAAAUCGAAUGACAAUGAAUUCAUUAAAAUGUUCGCUAAGAUUGCAACCGUAUAGACAGUGGAUUUUUGUGCUAUAUUUUGUGUUAAUAACGAUCAUCGAUUUUAGCUGUACCGUUGAUGGAUUAAGUACAACAAACGAACGAGGAGAACGUAAAUUAUUUGGUGGAUAUAGAAUAACACCGAAAUUUUGUAAACCAUCGAAAAUUCUACCGAAAGGUGAUCCACGAGCCGAAGGUCCCACCAUUUGCAUGUUUAAUCAUGAAUGUACUCAAAGACACGGCGAAGUUGUUGGCGCCUGUAUGGAUGGGUUCUUAUUUGGUGCUUGCUGCCAAUUGGCGGUAAAUGAAGCGGUUAUCGAUGAUUACAAUAAACCACUCUUGAAUCCGCUCGAUACAUUCAAUGGAAAUGAUAAUCGUGUACCAUCAAAUAAUGGGUACGGCGAGAGCGAUACCGUUUUAAUUGAAACGUCAAAGCCAUCAACGCCGGAGAUAACGUCAAUAUAUUUAUCAUCACAUGCACCAGGUCAAUCAUAUAGCCCCGAGCUACCGUCACAAGUUACAGAUUCCCUCACAACAUUCGGCACAACCAUUUCAAAUAAAAAGAAAACCCAAAACACAAAACAACCGCAUCAAACAAAACCAAUACCAUCAAAGUAUGGCAACAGUGGUAGCACGGACAAAUAUGUCUUAGUGCAAACAUUGUCAAAUGAUAAGAAUGUUGCAUCGUCAAAACCGGGUGCUGUUUAUGACAAUGAAAUCAAUUCCAUUGAGUCGAUUAUUCUGAUGUUGAACGAUACAAAAACCGGUCCACAAUAUGAUACAGAAGUAAAACCACAAACAACAUACGAAUAUACGAGCAGUGGUUUGCCAACUAAAUACGGUAGCUCAUCAUCGGCUGGCAAUUUUUACAUUACAACUAAACUACCAUCAUCAUCAACAACAUCAUCAUCGCCAAUUUCAUAUAUACCGUCAACAAAACGUCCAACCAUAUACAAUGUUACAUAUACAACAUCACAAAAUGCAAUAACAUCGAUUUUCACACCGUCAACAACACCAUCAACAUUGGCCACCAUUUUCCAAAAGGUUCCAAUUUUAACGCAUUCCAGCUCAAUCACCACAAAAUCACCAUCAACUAGUUAUGUGUACAGUACGAUCAUUCCAAAACGUCCCACAUCGUCCAAUUCAAAUCCAAAUCGUAUCAGUUCAACCACAACAUCAUCGAAAAAACCAACAAAAUCAUCAACGGCAAAUAAUGCAAAAAAACCAGUGCAAAAAGUGACACAACGUCCAAUUUCAACGAGCUAUGUCAGCGGACCAACACCAUCACGACCAACAUAUUCGCCAACCAAACGACCGGCCGUAUCUGCGUACACAACACCAAACAAACAACAAUCAUCAGAAGUACCGAUCAUUAAUAAAAUUGGCUCAAGCACACCCGCACCAACUGUUAUCGUUCUCGGUCCAUAUGGACUUGGUUCAACGGAGAAUCCAUCGCCAACGAUUCACAUAACACCAAAACCGACCGCCAAUUUUGUAUCGUCCAGCACAAGUUGGACGGUUAGUCCAGAUUUGAAUAAAUAUACUCCAUCGAAAAUACCAAACACAUCACAAUAUGUGUCAUACAGUCCAAUUUUAACAAAACGUCCGGGACAAAAUGAACCAUCGAUUUAUACACCAGGUGUCGGUCCAAUUCUGUCCAAUGAAUUUGAUGAUACCGGUUACUAUGGACUUACAUCGACAACAACAAGACCAUUCAUUGCGAAUAUACAGCAAACGGUGACUUCAGCGUCCAUUUAUGCGGUUGUCGAUGAAAAUGGAUUUCCUGGAACGGCAACACCAAACGAUGAUUUAUAUACAUCACCAAAUGAUUUAAUCAAUUUUCCACCGGUACGAAAUCCAAAUUUAAACGCAACCGCACAAAUACCGGGCGCAACAAUUGAAGAUUAUGACAUUUCAACGCCACAAUUUAUCGAAGAUGAAUUGCUCAAUGACAAAAUGAAUUUAUUGGUGAACAAAAUUGUUGAGUCACUCAAAGAUAAUUUCCAUGAUUUAGCUGAUAUUGUUGAGAAUAAGACGGUGACAAAGCGACCACAAUCAACGGCAACAACAAUUCAACAACGACCGAUUACAACAUUACCAACGAAAAAACCACCACAACGAGCAACAACCACCACUAGACGUCCAACUACCUUAACCAAACCAACAACCAAUCGACCAAAUCGAAGAACAACAAAAAAACCACAAACCACCGUUCUCAAUCGGGUUACAACCACCAAACGACCAACCACAAAACCACCAAAACGACAACCAACAACAACCGUUCAACAGGAAUACGAAGAGGUUACUGACGCCAUCGAAGAGAGCGACGAGGAUGUUGGAGAAGAAACGGCCGAAGAGGAAAGCACACCAUACUUUGAAAGCGGACGUGUCCAAUGCGGUGUUCGACCUCAUGUGAAAUCUGGUCGAAUUGUUGGUGGAAAAGGUGCAACGUUUGGUGAAUGGCCGUGGCAAGUUCUAGUCCGAGAAUCAACUUGGUUGGGUCUGUUUACCAAAAAUAAAUGCGGUGGUGUAUUGAUUACGAAAAAUUAUGUUAUGACUGCUGCUCAUUGUCAACCAGGCUUUUUGGCAUCAUUGGUGGCUGUAUUUGGGGAAUUUGAUAUUUCUGGUGAUUUGGAGAAGAAACGAUCCGUUACGAAAAAUGUGAAACGAAUUGUUCCUCAUCGUGAAUAUGAUGCGGCUACAUUUGAAAACGAUUUAGCAUUGCUUGAAUUGGAGAGUCCAAUUCACUACGAUACGCAUAUUGUUCCAAUUUGUUUGCCAGAUGAUGGGGCCGAUUUUACCGGUCGUAUGGCAACAGUCACUGGAUGGGGUCGCUUGAAGUAUGGCGGUGGCGUUCCAUCUGUUCUACAAGAAGUUCAAGUGCCAAUUAUCGAAAAUGAAGUGUGUCAGGAAAUGUUCCACACAGCUGGACACAAUAAAAAGAUAUUGUCAUCAUUUUUAUGUGCUGGAUAUGCAAACGGACAAAAAGAUUCAUGUGAAGGUGAUUCAGGCGGUCCUCUUGUUUUGCAACGGACAGAUGGUCGAUGGGAGUUGGCUGGAACUGUUUCACAUGGUAUUAAAUGUGCUGCACCAUACUUGCCUGGCGUCUAUAUGAGAACGACAUACUAUAAACCAUGGUUGGAAAGCAUAACAGGAGUUUGAAACAAUCAACGAGCAAAAUAAAUUGCGCUAAUAUAAUGUUAUACGCUAUAUGUGCAUAUAUAUGCAUAUAUGUUUUGAAAAUGCAGAAUACGUCAUCCCACGCACAACAAAACUAAUUUUUCGCCCCCAUUCCACACACCACCAUCCAUUGACCAGUGAGACAACAAAACAUUGACGAAAAAAAAACGGAAACUAAUGCUAUAUAUACAUACAUAAUAUUAUUGAUUGGGGAAGCGAGUGCAACCCUUGCAUCAUAUGUGAAUAAAUCAAGGUUUUUUUUUUCAUUCAUUCACUAAUUUUUUCAUACACACAAAAAACACAACAAAAUAAGAUUAUUACUGUUAGGAAACCCAACUAAUUUAUUUAAAUGAUGAAUUAUAAUGACAAAGAGCGAAAUACACGGAAAACGUCAGAGUUGAAUCAUGUAAAAAAGAAAGAACACAAACAAAAUAUAUUAUGUUCAUGCAGUUUCUAUACUGGAGCUAACGCGUGUGUGUGUGUAGUCAAUUCUAUUUUUUAUUAAUGCUUGUACAAAUGAAUGUAUCAACUAAUGAUGUAUCGACUGUUGUUUGAAUGACAUGCUAUCUUUCUUAACUUACUAAAAUUUAAAAUUUAAUAAUUUAUUUAAUUUAUUCAACUAUUUUACAUAAAACAUUUUUUAAAAAAUGCUUUUUUUGCUUAUUUAUUUUCAUAGCAUUAGAAAUGUUUUCAUAAAUUAUUCAAGCAAAGCCACUUGCCUGGUUUGGCAUUCAUUCUGGCGUCAUUGUUGCUAUUACAAAUUCAAUGCAAUGCUAAAAUCUCGGAAUUUCUUUCUCUUUUAAAAUAAACAUCUACUAUUUUUCUUUCCGUUCAAUAUAUUUUCAUUUUGAAUGCAUUUUGUGAGACAGUGGUUGUGCUUUUGCCACAAACACACACAUACACACACACAAAACAAAUAUUGUUGCAUAGAAUUCAUUGAAAAAGAGAAAUAAACAAAAAAAUAAACAUUGAACAUGUUUU
Molecule: messenger RNA, 5735 nt
Organism: Contarinia nasturtii (swede midge)
Lineage: Eukaryota; Metazoa; Arthropoda; Insecta; Diptera; Cecidomyiidae
Gene: flz
Product: serine protease filzig
Exons: 10
Coding region: 1545-4736 (1063 amino acids)
Biological process (GO): proteolysis
Molecular function (GO): serine-type endopeptidase activity
Source: RefSeq, a predicted model, not a curated record